AUGGAUGUCUUACGACCAGGCACAGGUUCUUCCAUUUCUUCACCGGAGGAAUGCCCCCAGAUUUUGCUGAUGGGCUUGCGCACAUCUGGCAAGUCAUCCAUUUGUGAGGUGGUGUUCAACAAUAUGAAACCACUUGAAGCGUUAUACAUUGAAAGCACGACACACCCAACUUCGCGAGAAAUACUAAACGCCAGCUCGCUGUUUCGGUUUUACAUUACGGAGAUACCUGGGCAAAUGUCCGUCACAGAGGAAUCGGACCUUGACGUGAUACGGUACUUGCAAAACACAGGUGCGCUUAUUUACGUGAUUGACUGUCAGUCAGAAUACCUUGGCGCGCUUCAGAACCUUGUGGCCAUCAUUCACCAAGCGCUAUCAGUCAACCCUCUGAUCAACAUAGAAGUACUGAUUCACAAAGUCGAUGGGCUCACCUAUGAGUUCCGAUAUGAAACGCGACGUGACAUUAUACAACGUAUCCAGGCAGAACUCGAAGAGCUUGGUCUCAAGAAUGCUCAAAUUACCUUUUAUUUAACCUCUAUUUAUGACCGAUCGAUUCACGACGCUCUGUCACGCAUUGUUCAGCGGCUUAUUGCUGAAACUCCCACCCUUGAGUCUAUUCUCAAUAAUCUUUGCUCAAGUUCAGGUGUUGAAAAGGCCUUUUUAAUGGAUGUUAAGACCAAAAUCUAUAUUGCAACAGAUUCAUCACCUGUGGAUCCACAGACUUAUGAGCUAUGCAGUGAUUUUAUUGAUGUGACGCUGAGGAUUGACGAACUAUAUAAAACUCGAGAGGAUAGAAAGACAGUUGAGCGCCGAAUGCGUGCUCUGCGGCGAGUCGCAGCCGGAAAUAAUGACUCAACAGCUCAAGACGAUGACGAGCAGUCGGUACAACAGCAAGAGCAACCGGUGCCGCUUAAAACCAUGUCUAAAAUGCAAAACGGGAUUGCACUAUAUCUCUCGCAAAUGGUCAAGGGCCUGGCGCUCGUGGGCUUUAUUCGCACAGAAACUGUUGAGAAAACGGCAGUACUGGAUUAUAAUGCUGAAAUUGUCAGCGAGGCUUUGAAAAAAAUGUGGCCUCAUAGUGAAGAGUAA
Magnusiomyces paraingens is the source of this 1086-nucleotide messenger RNA. RefSeq lists its product as uncharacterized. Gene Ontology annotation, biological process: positive regulation of TOR signaling; cellular response to amino acid stimulus; regulation of autophagy. Lineage: Eukaryota; Fungi; Ascomycota; Dipodascomycetes; Dipodascales; Dipodascaceae. The record is from RefSeq and is a predicted model, not a curated record. The transcript has 3 exons. Gene Ontology annotation, molecular function: GTPase activity; GTP binding. Gene Ontology annotation, cellular component: fungal-type vacuole membrane; nucleus; Gtr1-Gtr2 GTPase complex. Bases 1 to 1086 code for a protein of 361 amino acids.